UACUCGCGGUGCGUGUCGUGACGUUAAAGUUAGGUCGUAAUCCAGCCGAGAGAAGGAAAGGCACAUGAGAGCGACAGAGAUGAGGAACGUGGUCAUUGUGUGCAAUGAGAGAGUCGUUUCCUUCUUCCCCUCCUUCGCGGCUGAACAUAAAGAAGUCCAUCAGCGGCGACCAUCACGAUGCAUCAGAUGGCGUCGCAGCGACGUAUCGUUUCCACAAGAUCGAGAUAACAUCGAGUUCUUGCGCCGGUAACGUUCGUUGCAACGUUCUUCGUUGCUUCGACAGCAGCAUCUUCGGACGGACGGUUACACUCACGGCCGAUAAUUGGAAUAAAUGACUUAGUCUGACCGGUCAAGGGACUUGCAAGGCUGAAUGGAUACGUCAGUGUCGUCGUUCCUAAGAACCCGUGGCUUAUCUGCGUUAUGGCUCCUCCUGGUGUUAUCGCCGGCCGUUCGUGCCUCCUACAGUAUCGGCGUCGGAAUAGCCGACAGCACAGGACCGACUGCGGAAAUAGUUUUUAUGGGAUACGCGAAAAUUGAUCAGAAGGGGAGUGGUCUUCAUCUGCGGACGUUCGCCAGAGCGUUUAUAAUCGACGACGGUGCGGAAAGAUUCGUGUUUGUCAGCGUCGAUUGUGGAAUGAUAGGGAACGAUAUCCGGCAGGAGGUACUGCGCAAAUUACGGGGCAAAUUUGACGACAUGUAUACGGAGAAGAACGUGAUGAUUAGCGGCACGCAUACUCACUCAAGUCCCGGUGGCUUCAUGCUCGACAUGCUCUUCGACCUGACCGCAUUUGGUUUUGUCAGAGAAACGUUCGACGCUAUUGUUAAUGGCAUAACAAAGAGCAUCGAACGUGCUCACGACGCUGUUGUGCCUGGAAGAAUCUUCAUUACUCACGGUCAAGUUUCGGGCGCCAAUAUCAACAGGAGUCCGCAGGCAUAUCUUAAUAACCCGAAAUCAGAAAGGGACAGAUACGAGUAUGACGUGGACAAGACACUGACGCAAAUACAAUUCAUCGGCGCUGACGAUAAGCCCCUGGGUGUCAUAAAUUGGUUUGCCGUACAUCCUACUAGCAUGAACAAUACUAACCACUUAGUCUCCAGUGACAACGUGGGUUACGCCUCACUCCUAUUUGAAAAAAUGAUGAAUAAUAACGCCAUGAUCGGCAAGGGUCCCUUCGUAGCGGCCUUCGCAUCGACUAAUCUCGGCGACGUUUCACCAAACACACGUGGUCCAAAGUGCGAGUUCUCCGGGCAAAACUGUUCCGAGCAGUAUACGUGUCCCGGAAAGAAGGAGAUGUGCUUCGCCUCCGGUCCCGGUAAGGACAUGUUCGACAGCACCAGUAUUAUUGCUCACAAGCUUUACCAAGAGUCAACGAGAUUAUGGCGAAGCGGCGAAGCGACGGAGGUCGUAGGACCGGUGCGAGUAGUUCACCGAUACGUCAACAUGCCGGAGCAGAGUGCGGAAUUCUACAACGGGAGCACGGGUCAGACAGAGAAGGUUCACGGCUGCGUGCCAGCAAUGGGCUACAGCUUCGCAGCCGGCACCACCGACGGACCCGGUUCCUUCGCUUUCGAGCAAGGCACAACAACGCCGAAUCCUCUUUGGAAUGCCGUGCGCAACUUGGUGGCCGUGCCAACGGCGGAGGAUAUCCGUUGUCACGGCGCGAAGCCCAUCCUGUUGGCCACCGGCCGGAUCAAACUCCCUUAUCAGUGGCAGCCAAAGAUCGUCUCGACCCAAGUGGCCGUAAUCGGGAACGUCGUUGUCGCCGGUGUGCCCGGUGAAUUCACGACAAUGUCCGGAAGAAGAUUGCGAGAGGCCAUCGAGAAAGUCAUGAGCGACUCGUCCAACGGCGAAACUUCCGUAAUAGUCGCCGGACUCUGCAAUACUUAUAGCGAUUACAUAAGCACUCCCGAAGAGUAUCAAGUACAGAGGUACGAGGCCGCAUCAACGAUAUAUGGCCCGCACACGCUCACAAUCUACUUGAAGCAAUACCAAGAGUUAGUACAAGCGGCCAUUGACGGAAAGGAGCUUCCGCCAGGGCCGCAGCCGCCGCAGCUCCUGCACAGCAAUCUGAUUAGUCUUGUACCACCUGUGCUCUACGACACCCCGAAAUGGGGGCGCAACUUUGGCGAUGUUAUCCAGCAGCCGCGACAAGCUGUGUGGCCCGGUGACACGGUUACCGCGAUCUUUGUCGCCGGUCAUCCCCGGAAUAAUUUAAUGACUGAUAAUACGUUUCUGACCGUGGAGCGACUGGGAGACGAUGAAGUUUGGAUACCGAUUGCUACAGACGCCGAUUGGGAGACAAAAUUUCAAUGGACGAGAAACUCUGUAAUAUUGGGAUCCAGUCAAGUGACCGUUACAUGGGAAAUCCCGCAGGACGCAAAACCAGGCGAAUAUCGCAUCAGACAUAAUGGUUAUUAUCGUUACAUCCUCGGUGGUGUGUAUCCUUACUACGGCACCAGCAAUUCUUUCCAAGUGGAAGUUCCUGUAUAUCAGAAUAUCCGUAGACAUCGUUACUAUGGAUGACCAGCUGGUGCCGCCCUCGUGCUUUGUUAGUCGAUAAGGAAAUCAUUACGCUUAAUUGGACGGAUUCGCUGUAUAAUCGAUGUAAAUAAGUAUCCCAUCAAACGAAAAGAAACGUUUAAACACUCUGUCAUGAAGGCUUUCGCAAAUCCUUAUGUACAGGGUGUUACAUCGACGAUAUUCAGCAAUAUGCCGAGUUGUCGCUGGUAAGAGCACGCAUGAGAGAAAUCGGCCCGAGUUUGUGCGUAGCUUUACCAGCGGCAACCCAUCAUACUACUCAAUAUGUUGAUGCAAUAUAUCCGUACAAUAGAGUGCGUGCUCUUUCUCUCCUCGCAUAAAUAUAUUCUCUCGGAUCUAACGACGUUACUGUCAUAACUGUCAAAGUUUACGUAUAAGUUAAAAUAUUGAUUUCGAAGCUUCGUUCAGAGCGAAAAUAUUGAAAUAUUGACCUGUUUGGCGAUAAAAGUACUGAGAUCGUAUAAAAAUAUGUGUUGCAUUUACAUACGAAACGCCGAGUUGCAGGGGCACGCGUGAGAGAAUGAGAGCGUUGUAAUACAUUAAUCAUCGCAAAUGUCAAUUCAGUAGUGAUUACUGAGACGCUUUUGUAUUUUCAGCGGAAAAAAUAUAUUGAACGUAAUAUCUUUAAUUAACAACUUCAAAUGUGAACAUAAAGAAUAUGCAUCUGAUUGUGAAAUUGCAAUCGAAGUAUGUAACGGGGUUUCUAUAAGGAUAUAUCCAACUGUGCGCGAAUAUACGUUAAUUGGAUAUUGUAGGUAACGAAACUGCGGUUUAGCGACGUCCCCAAUUACGAUCGACACAUACGACAAUUACGAAACUUAUAAUUCAUACGAAAGGAUAUCGAUAGAGUAUAUUAUUCUCUUAGUCGAGAUAUGCAUUUACCGAUGGAAUUAAACUUUCGAAUCACAUUAAUCAAUAAUUUCAAAGAAGUGUUAUCGCUGAUUGCUUUUCCGUCCACGAUACUUAGAGCGUCAGAGAGAGCGUCAGAGAGAGAGAGAGAGAGAGAGAGGGAGAGAGAGAGAAAGAGAGAGAGAGCGAGCAAAACGUUUCCGAUGCAGGAAAGAAUAGCAUUUUUUUCGGAUAUCAUAAUGUGACAUGCAAAUGCCUGGAGGCGUAGAACGCAAUAUCAUCGAGAUAAAUCUCUAUCGCGCGAGACAGCCAUGCGUUACGCGAGUCAGAAUUUUUACGCCACAUUUAAAUAUUUAAUAUAUCUUUUAAUAUAUUAUCUAUUUAAUAUAUCUUUUCAAAGCCAAUUUUCAUGCGAACAAAAUAUUGUCGCGAUUCUACUGCGAUUCUACACAGAAUUCCAUACGUAACCAAGACGUAAUUAGUCUCAUAUUUGUAUAGUAAUUGUAAUCAUAUGACGGAAACAUAAAUUGGAAUAGCAUAUAUAAAUAUUAAAUUAUCGAUGAAAGUUUC
Messenger RNA from Dinoponera quadriceps, 3958 nucleotides. RefSeq names its product neutral ceramidase (gene CDase). Gene Ontology annotation, cellular component: extracellular region. The record is from RefSeq and is a predicted model, not a curated record. Gene Ontology annotation, biological process: long-chain fatty acid biosynthetic process; sphingosine biosynthetic process; ceramide catabolic process. Gene Ontology annotation, molecular function: N-acylsphingosine amidohydrolase activity. The transcript has 17 exons. NCBI's taxonomy places the organism in Eukaryota, Metazoa, Arthropoda, Insecta, Hymenoptera, Formicidae. The coding region runs from base 371 to 2524 and encodes 717 amino acids.